This is a messenger RNA of Stegastes partitus (bicolor damselfish), 4262 nucleotides long. RefSeq names its product nuclear factor interleukin-3-regulated protein-like. Gene Ontology annotation, cellular component: nucleus. The coding region runs from base 922 to 2778 and encodes 618 amino acids. Gene Ontology annotation, biological process: circadian rhythm; regulation of DNA-templated transcription. The record is from RefSeq and is a predicted model, not a curated record. Gene Ontology annotation, molecular function: DNA-binding transcription factor activity; DNA binding. The transcript has 2 exons. Lineage: Eukaryota; Metazoa; Chordata; Actinopteri; Pomacentridae.
GAGACACAGCGGACAAAAACGUGACUAGGCAGCCCUAAGAGCUGUUAUGCAACCGCUGACCUACUAACACAUAUUUCCAGAAAGGGAGCCGGAGAAACUGGAGCAAAGUGUCCGGCAGCGCACAACACGCAGCCAGCUCGAGCCAAGAGACCGAAACAGCAUCCAGAACGACCCACUGACUGACGGAGAGAGAAGGAAAAAAGGGAGAACAGAGUUCAUUUUUUUAAGGGAGGGAAGGUUUGUGUUUCAAAAAAUAAAAAAAUAAAUAAGAAGACGGAGACGAGAGAAGGAGGAAACGGGAGCGAGACAGCUUUUGUGUCGGGGAAGCCUGAGUCGUUUUUCCUCCUCCUCCUCCAGGACGCGGAAAAGUAACCCACUUAGUGGUCAACAAACAGCGGCACUGAAGCUGGAUCCUCAAGGAGCCCCGAAGUAGACAGGUUGACCUACAUCCCGUUUAAGACACUGAGAGAAACAGGGCAGCAGCCUGACAGGCAUCACAGCUCUGCUGAAGAUUGAGGAAGACAGUGAUAAACUCAAAGUCACCUCCGGCGAGACUCCAAAGACUGCUCCUACUAGACAGUUGGAAGACCCUUCGCACAAAACAAAAACUUGCUUCUUUUUUUUAAGUUCCUCGUUCAGAACACUACUUCAAUGUCUGAGGUUUUCGUGGAGUUCCACCUCUUUUUAAUCUUCUUGGCUAAUUUGGACACUUGAACGUUUUACUCUUGAACUCUAAGUAACAGAAAUCAAUGAGGCUAUCGCUUCGAGGAGCACAAAUACCUCAUCCAGAAGUUUUUGCUGAUCCUGCGACAUAAUUCAAACAUCUUAGGAACAGAUCAGAAGGCUCAUAUAGUUCUACAUCUUUUCCCUUCCCCCUUUGCCCUUUGCUAGAGUCACACUCUGGCCCCCAGCUGGAGAAAAAUGGAAAGUCUCAGCCUACACAUCCCAUCCACCAGCAACAAAAAUGCCAUGGAGGUCGAUGCGUUUUCCCCCUACAGUGAAGACCUCCACUCCCCCGACCCUGAAAGUGGAGGACGGACCAGCCGCCAGGGUAAAGGCAGCAAACCUACGGUGACGUCCCGUCGCAAGCGAGAAUUCAUUUCUGAUGAGAAGAAAGAUGCUUCCUAUUGGGAAAAACGGAGGAAGAACAACGAAGCAGCCAAGCGCUCGAGGGAAAAGCGGCGCCUCAAUGACAUGGUGUUAGAGAACCGGGUCAUGGCGCUGAAUGAGGAGAACGUUCGUCUCAAGACGGAGCUCCUUCAGCUCAAGCUGCGCUUUGGCCUCAUCAGCACAGCCUCCUACAUGGAGAAAAGUCAGCAGAUCUCCAACAGUGCUGCUGAGAGCAACACUGGUAGCAACGGGAGCAGCACCAACGGCACCCCAAACAGUAACGCCUACCUCUCAAGCAGUGGCUACUCCAGCGCAUCCCAGGUGAUGCUGAAUUCUGACUCAUCUGAAACUGAACAGUCGAGCCGUGGCGAGCGUCACUCGGCGCUCCACAAGUAUUCUCCACGGGGGUCAGUGUCUGACAUGUCUGACGGCUCCUCCAGAGACAGCCCUGAACCAAUGGGCUACAGCAUAAAGAAGGAGCCCUCAAGCAUGGAGAUGGCUGGACUGGAAAGCAGCAGGAUUCCCAGUGGCAUCACUAAUGGGAUGCCCAAUGGAAUGCCAAGUGGAGCUUACCAUGGCAACCACACUGCUCUGGUUUCUCCUCACCAGCAAAGCGCCCCAUUGGCUGAAAGUGCCAUGGACUACCAGCAUCACCAACAGCAGCAGCAGCAGUGCCACAUGGAGGCCUCCAGCUCUGCUCCUCAGGCCACUUCUGCACAGAGAAGCGUCAUUUUGUAUCGCUCCAGCAGCGGCUGUUACCCCAUGGAGAGCCAGCGGCCGGAGGAGCAGCAGUCCCAGCAGAGCAGAGCGCCUCAGCACACCCUGACUUCCAAGUUCUCCGACUGCUCAGUGACCAUCAGAGAGGUCGCUGAGAAGCUGGAGAGAACGAGGACCCUGGACUCGCCACAGUAUGAGUACACCAAUGGUCACUCUGAGUCAGCAGAGGAGCUUCAGCAAAGGUACGAUCAACAACAGCGUGACCAUCGCUGCAGCUACCAGGGUCAGGAGAGGAAUCUUCAGCACACUGAAAGCCACCAGAACCCCUUUGCCCCAGAUCUGAUCCACAACAAUGAGGAGAGCAAGUCCUCCUUCAUACAGCACAACGGCUACCUCAACACACUGGAUGAAGAGCCCCCUGUGCUCACCUAUGAGGGAGGCCCCCGAGCCAACGGCUUCUAUCAGGAGAACUCCUCUGCUAAAGACACCUCCUCGAGUGAUGGAGACCCUCGUAGCUCCGAUAAGGAGGGCUCCACGGAUGACGAGUCCCCCUCUUCAUCCUCCUCAGACAUCAGCAGCUACCACCAGAAGACAGAGGGAGUUGCCAGUUUGCACAGCGAGUGCCAAGCUGAGGUCAAAGCCACUGCCCUGCCCCACAAGCUCCGCCUCAAGUACAGAGCUCUGUCCAGCGGGGCGGCUGGGGUUCAGAUAGAGGGCAUGAUCAGCACCUCCAUGUCCCCUUCCCCAACUUUGCCUCAGCACCCUUACUUAGCUCUGCCCAGCAACCCUCCCAGUGGCCAGGCACAUGAGGAGAGCAAAGAGGUGGAGAAUGAGACUGAGUACGUGGAGGAAGCCAAGCCUCAGGUGAACGAGAGGCCGGAGGCUAAAAAGGACAGUGGGAAAAAGGGAUCCAGCAGCGGGAGGGGUGGGCGCAAUAAGAGGCGAGAUUAAGGACCAAUAAGAACAGCUUGAGCAUUUUUCCCGUCACCUUUGUGUUGUCUGUAGCCGACAGACAACCACGACUCACGUUGGCACUUUGCAAGAACAGACAAGAAGCCAGUGAUCUGUGUGAGGUGUAUUUAGGAUGUGAUUUCACCAUUGAAUUUCACUGUGUCACCUGUACCCCCCGUCCUUUUCUCUCUCCUACCUCCCACCGAUCCCUCCAGUUAAAGUAAUAGAUUAACGAGGGAUGCGACAGAAUGAAACUCUCCAGAGCUGGAGUUUGGGAUAUUCCCCUUGUGGACAUGACUCAAUUAUUCAUUAUUGUAAACUGCCUUAGUGGCUGGCCAGUGUUUAUUGUGGCAUUAUGGGAACAUUCCUUUAACCAAAGACACACAUCCUUCCUUUACAAUCUCCCUUUUUUGGCAGAGAGUUACAUUCUUCCUCCCUCUCAUCCCUCUUCUUCCUCCCCUCCACCCUCUGAACCAUCUGCACACGAGUCCCUCUUCACUCUUGAAGCACUUAGAUUGUAUAUUACUGUGACAUAUAAAUUUGCAUAUAUGGAAUAUAUAUUUUAAGAAGAAAAACGUGGCAAAAACAAUAAAAAAUAUAGCAGUGGGAAGUCGUAGACUUUAAAGUGACCAGUUUGUUGUUUUGAGACACCUUGUAAAGUCCCUCUUUGUCUAGAAAAUGCCUCAAAGAUUUUCUUUUACUAAAAGUGUGAGCCACAACUUGUAAAAAAAAAAAAAAAAAAAAAAAAAAAAGAUUUUUUCAGGCUUAUAGUUCAGAUUGGCGUCCUUGAUCAGACGAUCUGAGCUCUUUGACGCUCAAUGCUGUCAUAAAAGUCAAGGCCAGUUAUCUGCAUAUCAGUCAAGGCUAUGCAGUCUCACAUCACUGCUGGCGAAACUUGACAAGCACAAGGUGAGCCUUGUUUGCCAGCCAUUUGACAAAAAUCGAUACAACUUCAUUUCAAGGCAAAAAUUGUCUAAUAAAUGAAACAGCUCUCGAGUCUCAACCAGCAAAGCUGCUCUCUCUCUUCAUAAGGUGCCUCUUUAUUGUGUUGUUCCUUGUCCCCACGUCGCCAACGUCUUAACAAUCCCACUCACCUCCACACUGAAUUGUUUUAGCUACAGUAGCUGCAGUAGAUCAUACAGUAUGUACAAGUUUAACUGUUUCACUUCCUGGUGCCUGCCUCUGGCCACUAUGUAUAAAUGUAAAGUUGUCUCUCUAUCUCUUGUAUACUGCUGUCAUUAUUUUAUUUUUAUUUUAUUAAUAUUGUUAUUUUCUAUCGUAUUCGGUUUAUUAUUUUGGCUAUUAUUAUUAUUAUUAUGUGUAAUUUUCUGUCAUCCACUUGUGUCAUUUUGCUCUAUGCUCUUCCUGGUUGUGCUGUGUAUUUACCCAUGCUACCCUUUGCCCCAGUUACCAUUUGUAUUCUGUGUUACUGUAUAACCUUUGUCGUUUGCCGAACGGCUUUCCGGAAAUGACAAAAAAAAAAA